Molecule: messenger RNA, 1425 nt
Organism: Perognathus longimembris pacificus (Pacific pocket mouse)
Lineage: Eukaryota; Metazoa; Chordata; Mammalia; Rodentia; Heteromyidae
Gene: Nt5c3b
Product: 5'-nucleotidase, cytosolic IIIB
Exons: 9
Coding region: 87-1004 (305 amino acids)
Cellular component (GO): cytoplasm
Molecular function (GO): 5'-nucleotidase activity; magnesium ion binding
Source: RefSeq, a predicted model, not a curated record
CAGCCCGGAGGCGGGCGCGCGGCGGCGCGUGCGCAGUGCGCUCGCCGUGCCGGGAGCCGAGGACCUGGGCCCGGGCCGCGCGGGCUAUGGCGGAGGAGGUGAGCACCCUGCUGAAGGCCACGGUGCUGAUGCGCCAGCCGCGGCGCGUGCGGGAGAUCGUGGGCGCCCUCCGCCGCGCCGGGGGCGACCGGCUGCAGGUGAUUUCUGAUUUUGACAUGACCUUGAGCAGGUUUGCAUGUAAUGGACAGAGGUGCCCUUCUUCCCACAACAUUCUGGAUAACAGCAAGAUCAUCAGUGAAGAGUGUCGGAAAGAGCUCUCGGCCCUUCUGCACCACUACUACCCCAUUGAGAUUGACCCCCACCGGACCAUCAAGGAGAAGCUGCCGCAUAUGGUGGAGUGGUGGACCAAGGCGCACAACCUGCUGUGUCAGCAGAGGAUUCACAAGUCUCAGAUAGCGCAGGUGGUCCAAGAGUCUACCGCCAUGCUCAGGGAGGGAUAUAAGACAUUCUUCAACACACUCUAUCAAAACCACAUUCCCCUUUUCAUCUUUUCGGCGGGCAUUGGUGAUAUCCUGGAGGAACUCAUUCGACAGAUGGAUGUGCUCCACUCCAACAUCCACAUUGUGUCUAACUACAUGGACUUUAAUGAAGAGGGUUUCCUACAAGGAUUCAAGGGCCAGCUCAUCCACACCUACAACAAGAACAGCUCCGUGUGUGAGAACUCCAAUUACUUCCAGCAGCUGCAGGACAAAACCAACAUUAUCCUGCUUGGAGACUCCAUGGGGGACCUCACCAUGGCUGACGGGGUUCCUGGCAUACAGAAUAUCCUCAAGAUUGGUUUCCUGAAUGACAAGGUGGAGGAGCGGCGGGAGCGCUACAUGGAUGCCUAUGACAUCGUACUGGAGAAGGACGAGACCCUGGACGUGGUCAACGGGCUGCUACAACACAUCCUGAGCCAGGGGGACCACGUGGAGAUGCAGGGCUCCCGAGGGGCCGGGCUGUGACCAGGAAGGGGAGCUUCCCCAGGAGGUCACUUCAUCAAGAUCCCAAAGAGAAGUUCAGGGUAGCCCAGAGUUACUGGGCCCUUGCUUAUCCCUGCCUUCUCCCCCAUGACUUUGCUUUCUUCCUGGUCACAGGAGGCUUUUAAGGGAGGCCCUGCUGGGUAGGAGGGCACCAAGCAUGGUUCUUGAUAACCAGCGACCACAGCAUGUGACUGUUAAAUGGAUUGUCUAGUCUAGAGAUCUUUUUUUAAAAAAGAGAAAUGAGGGCUGGGAAUGUAGCUUAGCGACAGCACCUUGACAGGUGUUCUUCCUUGCACCUUAGUGUGUGCAAGGGCCUAGGUUCUAUCCUCAGCACUGCAAAAGAAAAAUAAAAUAAUUUGUUUUUUUUCUAAACACGGGAAGCUGUAUUCCAGACGAACAUAUG